Molecule: messenger RNA, 5338 nt
Organism: Megalops cyprinoides (Indo-Pacific tarpon)
Lineage: Eukaryota; Metazoa; Chordata; Actinopteri; Elopiformes; Megalopidae
Product: neurexin-3a-like
Exons: 21
Coding region: 278-5311 (1677 amino acids)
Source: RefSeq, a predicted model, not a curated record
CCUGGGUGCUGAGCAGCGAUCAAAGCACUUCAGAAGCCGAACGGCCUUUAGUUCUGUUGCUUUUUUCUGCAUCACCCAGCAUCCCCUCCAAAAAGGUUUUUUCUUUUGUCGUUGAUGUUGUGACCAGUAUAGUCUGUAAUCACAGAUUCUUCGGUGGGCUCUGCAGGAUACACAUGGGAUUCGUCACCCUUUGAACCAAAGCAGAGUCGAUGGUAUUUUCCUCCUGAGGAUUACAGCGUCCGCCCCUCCCCACCUUCCCUUCACCCCCCUAUUUACAAUGGAUGCCCUCUGCUGUUGGCUCCAAGUGCAUUUGCUGAUCGGUGCUCUGCUCGCCCUCUGUUCGGGCCUGGAGUUUUCGGGGGCCCCCGGGCAGUGGGCCCGCUUCCGCCGCUGGGACGCCAGCACCCGGAGCGACCUGAGCUUCCAGGUCAAGACGGAGGUGUCCAGCGCGCUGCUGCUCUACAUGGACGACGGCGGCUACUGCGACUUCCUGCAGCUGGCGGUGCACGAGGGCAAGCUGCAGCUGCGCUUCAGCGUGGACUGCGCAGAGGCCACCGUCGUCUCCGACCGCCGCGUCAACGACAGCAACUGGCACUCGGUGGCGGUCAGCCGCGCCAACCUGCGGACCGCCCUGCGGCUGGACAGCGAGGUGAAGGCCGACGAGGUGCGGCCGCAGCGGCAGUACAUGAAGGUGGUCAGCGACCUCUUCCUGGGCGGCGUGCCGCAGGACAUCCGCCCCGCGGCGCUGACGCUGCCCCUGGUGAAGGAGCAGCCGCUGUUCAGGGGCGUCAUCACGGACCUGAAGUACGGGAACGGGGAGCCCCGGCUGCUGGGCAGCCAGAAGGUGCGCCUGGACAUGGAGGGCCUGUGCGCCGAAAACCCCUGCGAGAACGGCGGGAUCUGCUCGGUGGCGGACGGGGAGUAUGUCUGCGACUGCUCCAAAACGGGCUACCUGGGGCGCUUCUGCAACCAAGAAGCCAAGAGCGCUCCAGGUUUCUCGCAUUUGAUGAUGGCCGAGCAAGCUAAAGCCAAAGUGAGGGAGGAGAACGUGGCCACGUUCCGGGGCUCGGAGUACUUCUGCUACGACCUGUCGCAGAACCCGAUCCAGAGCAGCAGCGACGAGAUCACGCUCUCCUUCAAGACCUGGCAGCGCAACGGGCUCAUCCUGCACACGGGCAAGUCGGCCGACUACGUCAACCUGGCGCUGAAGGACGGCGCCGUCUCGCUCGUCAUCAACCUGGGCUCGGGCGCCUUCGAGGCCAUCGUGGAGCCCGUCAACGGCAAGUUCAACGACAAUGCCUGGCACGACGUCAAGGUCACGCGCAACUUGCGGCAGGUGACGAUAUCGGUGGACGGCAUUCUGACAACCACGGGCUACACGCAGGAGGACUACACCAUGCUGGGCUCCGACGACUUCUUCUACGUGGGAGGGAGUCCGAGCACGGCGGACUUGCCGGGCUCCCCUGUCAGCAACAACUUCAUGGGCUGUUUGAAGGAGGUGGUAUACAAAAACAAUGACAUUCGGCUGGAGCUGUCCCGGCUGGCCCGGAUCGUCGACCCCAAGAUGAAGAUCCAGGGCGACGUGGUGUUCAAGUGCGAGAACGUGGCCACCCUGGACCCCAUCUCCUUCGAGACGCCUGAGGCCUACAUCAGCCUGCCCAAGUGGAACACCAAGCGCAUGGGCUCCAUCUCCUUCGACUUCCGCACCUCCGAGCCCAACGGCCUCAUCCUCUUCACCCACGGCAAGCCCCAGGACGUCAAGGGGCCCCGCAGCCAGAGGAACACCAAGGUGGACUUCUUCGCUGUGGAGCUGCUGGACGGCAGCCUCUACCUGCUGCUGGACAUGGGCUCUGGCACCAUCAAGGUGAAGGCCACGCAGACCAAGGUGAACGACGGGGCCUGGUAUCACGUGGACGUGCAACGAGACGGGAGGUCAGGCACUAUCUCGGUGAACAGCCGCCGCACCCCGUUCACGGCCAGCGGGGAGAGUGAGAUCCUGGACCUGGAGGGGGACAUGUACCUGGGCGGGCUGCCGGAAAACCGGGCGGGCCUCAUCCUGCCCACGGAGCUGUGGACCGCCAUGCUCAACUACGGCUACGUGGGCUGCAUCCGGGACCUGUUCAUCGACGGCCGCAGCAAGGACAUCCGGCAGAUCGCCGAGUCCCAGAACGGGGCGGGGAUCAAGCCCUCCUGCAACAAGAUCAGCGGGAAGCAGUGCGAGAGCUACCCCUGCAAGAACAACGGCGUCUGCAAGGAGGGAUGGAACCGCUUCAUCUGCGACUGCACAGGGACUGGCUUCUGGUCCAGGACGUGUGAAAGAGAGGCCUCCAUCCUGAGCUAUGACGGCAGCAUGUACAUGAAGGUGGUGAUGCCCACGGUCAUGCACACGGAGGCCGAGGACGUGUCGCUGCGCUUCAUGUCCCAGCGGGCGUACGGCCUGCUCAUGGCCGCCACGUCCCGCGAGUCCGCCGACACGCUGCGGCUCGAGCUGGACGGCGGCCGCGUCAGACUGACCGUCAACUUAGACUGUGUCAGGAUAAACUGUAACUCCAGCAAAGGACCGGAGACUCUUUACGCCGGGAGCAAGCUCAACGAUAACGAGUGGCACUCAGUCCGUGUGGUGCGGCGUGGUAAAUACUACAAGCUCACAGUCGACGAUGACGUAGCUGAAGGUCAGAUGGCGGGCGACCACACGCGGCUGGAGUUCCACAACAUCGAGACGGGCAUCAUGACGGAGCGCCGCUUCGUCUCGCUCAUCCCGUCCAGCUUCAUCGGCCACCUGCAGGGCUUCCGCUUCAACGGCAUGCUCUACAUCGACCUGUGCAAGAACGGCGACAUCGACUACUGCGAGCUGAACGCGCGCUUCGGCAUGCGCUCCAUCGUGGCCGACCCCGUCACCUUCCGCACCAAGAGCAGCUACCUGAGCCUGGCCACGCUGCAGGCCUACACCUCCAUGCACCUCUUCUUCCAGUUCAAGACCACCUCGCCCGACGGCUUCAUCCUCUACAACAGCGGCGACGGCAGCGACUUCGUCGCCGUGGAGCUGGUCAAAGGGUACAUCCACUAUGUGUUUGACCUUGGCAACGGCCCCAGCCUGCUGAAGGGCAACAGCGACCGCCCCCUCAAUGACAACCAGUGGCACAACGUGGUCAUCACCAGGGACAACAGCAACACGCACACGCUGAAGGUGGACACCAAGUCCGUCAGUCAGGUGGUCAACGGGGCCAAAAACCUCGACCUGAAAGGUGAAUUGUUCGUGGCUGGGCUGGGCCCUGGCAUGUACAGCAGCCUGCCCAAGCUAGUGGUGUCCCGGGACGGCUUCCAGGGCUGCCUGGCGUCAGUGGACCUGAACGGUCGCCUGCCGGACCUGAUCAACGACGCGCUGUUCCGCAGCGGUCAGAUCGACCGCGGCUGCGAAGGCCCCAGCACCACCUGCCAGGAGGACUCCUGUGCUAACAUGGGCGUCUGCAUCCAGCAGUGGGAGAAUUUCACGUGUGACUGCUCCAUGACCUCCUACGUGGGGACGCAGUGCAAUGACCCGGGAACCACCUACAUCUUCGGCAAGGGCGGAGGCCUCAUCACCUACACCUGGCCCAACAACGAGAGGCCGAGCACUCGAACCGACCGCCUGGCCGUGGGCUUCAGCUCCACCAUCAAGGACGGGAUCCUGGUCCGGAUCGACAGCGCGCCGGGGCUGGGGGACUACAUCAUGCUCCACGUCGAGCAAGGCAAGAUCGCCGUCACCUUUAACAUCGGGACAGUGGACAUCAGCGUCCGCGAGACCUCCACCCCCGUGAACGACGGCAAGUACCACGUGGUCCGCUUCACGAGGAACGGCGGCAAUGCCACGCUGCAGGUGGACAACUGGCCAAUCAACGAGCACUACCCCACAGGCAGCAGUGACAUUGAACGCUAUCAAAUGGCUAAUAAGAAAAUCCCAUUCAAAUAUACCCGACCGGUAGAAGAAUGGCUACAAGAGAAAGGCCGUCAGCUGACCAUCUUCAACACCCAGGCCACCAUCACAAUAGGCGGCAAUGACCGCAGGCGACCGUACCAGGGCCAGCUCUCGGGCCUGUACUACAACGGCCUCAAGGUCCUCAAAAUGGCAGCGGAGGGGAACGCCAACGUGCGCAUUAACGGGAGCGUGCGCCUGGUGGGGGACGUGCCCUCCCCCCCGGGGGCCGCCACCACCACCUCCCUCCCGCCCGAGAUGUCCACCACCUUCAUCGAGACGACCACCACCCUCUCCACCACCACCACCCGCAGGCAGCGGUCCCCGCCCACUAUCCAGACGACCGAUGACAUUGUUUCCUCGGCGGAAUGUUCCAGCGACGACGAGGACCUCGAAGAGUGUGACUCAGGACAUGCAGGAGGUGAACUAGUCAUCCCUGUACUUGUGGAAGACCCCGUAGAGAUCCCUCCUAUAGCAACCCGUGCCCCCUACAUCCCCCUCCCCCCCACCCUCCGCCCCCUCCUCACUGUUAUCGACACCACCAAAGAGCCCUCGCUCCUGGCCACUGAAGCGGGGUUUCCGUGCUUGUCGGACCAAGGCAGUGAUGCUUGUGAUGAUGGUGAUGAUGGUGAUGGUGAUGAUGAUGAUGAUGGCUUGGUGAUAUCUGGGUUUGGCUCUGGGGAAGCGUUCGACUCUAGCCUGCCCCCCACUGAUGACGAAGAUUUUUACACCACCUUCUCCCUGGUAACAGAUAAAACGUUGUCCACGUCGGCCUUUGAGGGAGGCUACAAAGCACAAGCGCCAAAGUGGGAAUCCAAGGACUUUAGGCCAAACAAAGCCUCCGUCACACCUCCGCCCCCCGAGCCGAGAGGCUCCACCUCCUCGCCCUCCACACCCGAAACGCCACCCAAGCUGCCCGCUGGGAAAAUGAAUAACCGCGAGCUGAAACCCCAGCCAGACGUAGUGUUGCUCCCGCUGCCCACCUCCUUUGAGAUGGACAGCACCAAGCCAAAGGGCACGCUAAUAACGUCCCCCAUGUUCCGUAAUGUGCCCACAGCUAACCCCACCGAGUCGGGCGUCAGGCGGGUGCCGGGGGCCUCCGAGGUGGUCCGCGAGUCCAGCAGCACCACCGGGAUGGUCGUGGGGAUAGUCUCUGCCGCCGCCCUCUGCAUCCUAAUCCUGCUGUACGCCAUGUACAAGUACAGGAACCGGGACGAGGGGUCGUACCAGGUGGACGAGACCCGCAAUUACAUAAGCAACUCGGCGCAGACCAACGGCGCCGUGGUGAAGGACAAACCACAGAGCGCAAAGGGCGGCAACAAGAGACCGAAAGACAAGGACAAGGAAUAUUACGUGUAAAAAAAAUACAAAAUAGUAAAAAAAAAA